Molecule: messenger RNA, 1000 nt
Organism: Zootermopsis nevadensis
Lineage: Eukaryota; Metazoa; Arthropoda; Insecta; Blattodea; Termopsidae
Source: RefSeq, a predicted model, not a curated record
UCCAUUCCCAAAUAAAAGCAUGCAUGGAUGCAACAGAUUGCCAACCUGAAUACUGCCUGGAUUUGUUCGAGCCAGCUGGUCAUGGGAAAAGAAAGCGACGCCACAACUACUACACAGGCUCUGCAGGAAAUCAAUCACACCCUUACAAUCCUGAUGACAAUCAUCAUAAUUCUGGUGUCAAUAGACUUCCUCAUGCUGAAGCACUAACAAACCGUUACAACACAACCCCUUUUCAGUUUGCCAAGUUCAAUGAGAAUAUUGAAUACACAGUUCUUAUGCCUGGAGACUUCUACCACAAUGCUGCCAACUCAAUGGAAGGUUCCUGUAGCACAUUCCUGGUAAUAGCAGCUGUCCUGGGAUGUUUGCUUUUUUUGUCAGCAUUCAUCAUGUGUUACCUUGUGUCUCGUCUCCACGCUAUACUUGCAUCAACUAAUCAUACCCGUUCCAUCGACCAGUUAGUCCGAGACCACAAGCAAAAGUACCCAGUUGGUCCUGGUGACAUUGCAGUUAUAGAGAAAAGUGGCUACACGGGAAGAAACACGGUACAAUGACGUCACAUGAACUUUGUCAGAUCCUGGCAAGAAUCUGACUUAUGUGAGAUGGAGUUACUACCGUCAUAUCUCAGAGUUCCUCUUCACGAGGUAGAACUGUGUUCAGUGGGAAUAAAUCAAGCACUUUAAAGUUGACGAUACAGUGCAGGAUGCUGGACAAUGUGGGAUAUAAAAGCACUCUCUGGGGAUGGGGGGUGAGGAAUCUACAAACUAAGAAUUGGUGUUCAACAAAAUAUGUAAAUGUAAGACUGCUUCUCCUGUCAUGAAAUUUCACAUGGACAGUUCAGGAUGUUUGUAGUGCUAUUUUCUAGACAGAAGGGUGCCGGUUCUCAGGUGUCAUGGGUGAGGAGGAAGUGGGAUACUUCUUAAGUUUUCUUAUUAUAGCCACUGUAUUUUGAAUUACCAAGAAUGACGAACCUAAAAUAAAAAGUUUGUUUACUUCAACAUAA